GCCCCAGCUCCAACAACUUGAAGCUAUGCCGAUACGCACUGAAGACUGACCGCUAUCGUCCAUCGAUAGCCUGGAUCGUGACUCGAUGCUGAAGCGAGCCUCGUGGCUUCUCGCUCCCAAAGUCCUGUUAAUGGCAUUGCUCUGAAACCCUGUGGCCUGCCCUUAUCCGCGUGCCCUCACCUUCUCAGCUCAUACGCCUCGUGGGGUGGCCUUUAUAACCCCAGUGACGCACAGACUGCCACCCAGACUCUUUCUUGCUCCCUUGACGCUACUGAGCGCCGAUACCCUCUUAUCACGACCCUCAGCCCAUCGAUACCAGGACGCAUUCGACGAUGUACGAACUCACGAAUCAGACGCGCGAAGUAGACCUCUGCAAUCUCUUCAUGAACAUCAAGCUCGACUCAGAUCACGUUCACGCAAAGCGCGGUACGGCGCGACCUCUGGACGACGUGGUUAUGAGCGACGCGGAGACAGAGCAGUCGGACGCCGACUCGGACUGCUCGGCGCACGGCGCCACCGACAACGCAUGCUCGCAGUCGCCGCCCCUGCAUGGCUGCGCCUUCCUGCAAGUCGUGCAGCAGCAGCUGCAAAACUACGCCACCACAAACGGCGAGUACCUGGAAGCCAUCUUCACGCACCGGCAAAUGUACAUGCUCUCGCCCUCCGCGCACGCUGAAUGCGCUCAUGCGUUCACCGAGCUCGCGGGAGCCCUCGAGCAGCGCGCGUGGCGCGCCGACCGCGAUGCGGACGCGGAGGCUGUCGCGGCAUUCCGCCAUGAAUCCUGGCUCAUGGGUGGUCCCCGUGUGCGUUGAAAGUUGUCUGCCACCUGCGCUGGGUAAGCUUGAAGCAGCCCUCCUCAGCUAUGGGGUGACAGCUCCGCGUCGAGAUCCUUAGCGCCGUUGCGACAGUGUAUCUACUGUAUAGGCAUGUAUAGUAGGCCUGACAUCAGCUGGACUGCUGUCCUAUAAUGAAUAUUCUACUCUCCGUGACUUGCC
Molecule: messenger RNA, 995 nt
Organism: Schizophyllum commune H4-8
Lineage: Eukaryota; Fungi; Basidiomycota; Agaricomycetes; Agaricales; Schizophyllaceae
Exons: 5
Coding region: 333-812 (159 amino acids)
Source: RefSeq, a predicted model, not a curated record